Molecule: messenger RNA, 5598 nt
Organism: Pseudomassariella vexata
Lineage: Eukaryota; Fungi; Ascomycota; Sordariomycetes; Amphisphaeriales; Pseudomassariaceae
Exons: 2
Coding region: 1-5598 (1865 amino acids)
Biological process (GO): regulation of ARF protein signal transduction
Molecular function (GO): guanyl-nucleotide exchange factor activity
Source: RefSeq, a predicted model, not a curated record
AUGAGCUCUCUCGUCUUCGUGGUGUCCUCCCUCGAGGCCAUCCAUACUUCAAAGGAGGCCCAAAGGAACAAGCAGCUGGCUGAACUCGCCGAAACGGCCUUGCAAGCCAUCAAGGAAGGCGGGUCUCAACUACCCGACCCAGAUCUCGUCUUUGCGCCUCUGCAGCUGGCCACCAAGUCUGGCAGCAGCCAGCUGAGUAACACGGCUCUCGAUUGUCUGGGAAAGUUGAUUUCCUCGUCGUACUUCUCGGCCCCGUCGACCUCGGGCGCGACACCACAAACUGGCACCGAACAAGCCCCUUUAAUAGACCGAGCCAUUGACACAAUAUGCGACUGCUUCCAAGGUGAAACCACACCCGUCGAUGUUCAGCGCCACAUUGUGCAGGCCCUCUUGGCAGCUGUACUCAAUGACAAGAUUGUUGUUCAUGGCGCUGGCUUGCUCAAGGCUGUCCGCCAGGUCUACAACGUCUUCCUCCUAUCGAGAAGCACCGACACGCAGCAAGCUGCGCAGGGCACCUUGACGCAGAUGGUGGGCAUGGUCUUCGAACGGGUAAAACUAAGAUUGCACAUGAAAGAAUCACGUCUGAAUCUCUCGACUUUGAAGCAUAGUUCGAGCAAUGUUACUUUUGAUGGUCCCGACUCCGUGAAUGGGAACGAGAACAGCACCGAUGGAGACGGAGAAAGUGGGGGAUCGCCCGAUGCCCCAUCAGGCGAAGCCGCAUCUAAAACUGCCGAAGCUGCUCCCUCGGACAAUGCCAAUGACAGCGGCGCCGGCGCUGGCGCCAAACUGACCCUCAAAGACCUGGAGAACCGAAAGAGUUUCGACGACUCGAACCUCGGUGACGGGCCCACAAUGGUGACACAAAUCAAGCCUGUGAAGAAGGUGGCUAGGAGUAUAUCGGAACAGACAACGGGCGACACAGCUCCGGAAGAGACGGUCGAGACUCUUGAUGCCGAGGACGAGGUGUACAUUCGGGACGCGUACCUCGUGUUUCGGUCCUUCUGCAAUUUAUCAACAAAGAUUCUGCCUCCCGAUCAAUUAUACGACAUUCGCGGCCAGCCCAUGCGCUCCAAGUUAAUAUCUCUUCACCUUAUUCGUUCGCUGCUAAACAACCACAUCCUCGUCUUCACUUCCCCCUUAUGUACAAUUACCAACACCAAAAGUAAUGAGCCUACGAGCUUUCUCCAGGCCAUCAAAUUCUAUCUGUGUCUUAGCAUUACGAGGAAUGGGGCGAGCUCGGUAGACCGCGUCUUUGAAGUCUGCUGCGAGAUUUUCUGGUUGAUGUUGAAGUUCAUGCGAGCACCGUUUAAGAAGGAGAUCGAGGUCUUCCUUAAUGAGGUAUAUCUCGCUCUUUUAGCCAGGCGCACAGCGCCUUUGUCCCAGAAGCUGUACUUUGUCAACAUACUGAAUCGCUACUGUAACGAUCACCGUGGCUUGGUCGAGACGUAUCUCAACUAUGACUGCGACGGAAAUGUUGCCAACAUCUUCCAAACCAUCAUUGAGGACCUGUCUAAAUUAGCCUCCGCUCCGGUCCACGUAACUUCAGCCCAGGAACAGUUGUAUGAAGAAAAGAUUGUCAACCCUAGCCAUACUUCUGAGUGGCAGCUGAAAGGAAUGCUACCGCCACCUCUCACUGUUGUGCACAUAGUCCCUCCCAACGAGUCCGAGUCCGAGAUCCCAAAGGAAUACGUUAUCAAAAGGGCAGCACUGGACUCCCUGGUUGAUGCGUUACGGUCGCUGGUGAACUGGUCUACGGUUGGACGACCGGAAGCCACAGGUGGACCCGAAGGCGAAACACGGGGGUCCCUGGAAGAUAUGCGGGAAUCGAUAGACCCCUCGGUCAGCGAUAGUGUGUCCCGUAUGGAGACCCCAUUACCUCCAUCCACUCCUGUCAUUGAAGAUGAUCCCGCUCAAUUGGAAAGAGAGAAAGCGAGGAAAACGGCCUUGACCAAUGCUAUUCGAGCCUUCAAUGAGAAACCCAAGAAGGGCAUAAAGCUUCUGCUCAAGGAGGGCUUCAUCCCCAGCGACAGCCCAGAGGAUAUUGCCAGGUUUUUGGUCUCCAAUGACCGACUCGACAAGGCGCAGAUCGGCGAGUAUCUGGGCGAGGGUGAUCCCAAGAACAUCGAGAUCAUGCACGCAUUUGUCGACACGAUGGACUUCACCAAGAGGCGCUUCGUCGAUUCUUUGCGCCAAUUCCUCCAGUCUUUCCGACUACCAGGCGAAGCUCAAAAGAUUGAUCGAUACAUGUUGAAGUUUGCCAACCGCUACGUCAUGGGCAAUCCCAACGCGUUUGCCAAUGCGGACACAGCAUACGUGUUGUCCUACUCGGUUAUCUUGCUGAACACGGACUUGCAUAGCAGCAAUAUUGUAAGACGCAUGACAAAGGAGGACUUCAUCAAGAACAAUAGGGGUAUCAACGACAACGCGAAUUUGCCCGACGAUUACCUCGUCGCGAUAUACGAUGAGAUUGCUUCAAACGAGAUUGUUCUCAAGAGCGAGCGCGAGGCUGCUGCCGCCGCUGGAAUCGUUCCCGGCCAGCCUUCAUACAGCGGAUUUGCUGCGGGUCUUGGACAAGCCUUCUCCAACGUGGGCCGCGAUCUGCAGAGAGAAGCGUAUGUGCAGCAGUCCGAAGAGAUUGCCUUGCGUUCUGAGCAACUGUUCAAGAACUUGUUCAGGAAUCAACGGCGCAAUGCUGCGAAGGCCGGUAUCAAGUUCAUUCCCGCCACCUCUUUCAGACACGUUGGGCCCAUGUUCGAUGUAACAUGGAUGUCCUUCUUCUCAGCUUUGUCGGGUCAGAUGCAGAAGGCACAGAACUUGGAGGUCAACCGAAUGUGCCUGGAGGGCAUGAAACAAGCGACUAGGAUCGCCUGCCUGUUUGAUCUCUCAACCGCGAGAGAAGCCUUCAUGACGGCGUUGAAGAACGCUACCAAUCUCAACAACCCUCAAGAGGUUUUGGCCAAGAACGUCGAAGCACUCAGAGUGAUCCUUGAUCUAGGCCAAACCGAGGGCAACUACUUGAGAGAAUCGUGGAAGGACGUGCUUAUGUGCAUCAGUCAGCUUGAUCGACUGCAGCUGAUUUCUGGCGGAGUUGAUGAAGGAGCCGUGCCUGACGUAUCCAAAGCUCGUUUCAUGCCACUGGAAAGAACGACCACGAACGAAUCGCGUAAAUCGACAGCUUCAUCACGGCGUCGAACUCGGGCCAACACAGGACCUAAAGGUUUCUCCAUGGAAAUCGCGCUCGAGAGCCGAUCUGACGAAGUUAUCAAGAGUGUUGACCGGAUAUUCAGCAACACGGCCAAUCUCAAUGGUGAAGCGAUCGUUCACUUUGCCAAGGCUCUCACCGAGGUAAGUUGGGACGAGAUCAAGGUUUCCGGUUCCAACGACUCGCCGCGUACGUAUAGCUUGCAGAAAAUAGUCGAGAUCAGCUACUACAACAUGACACGAGUGCGCUUCGAGUGGACGAACAUCUGGGCCGUUCUCGGCCAACAUUUCAACAAAGUCGGCUGCCACAUCAACACUGCCAUCGUUUACUUCGCCCUCGACUCCUUGAGACAGCUAUCCAUGCGUUUCAUGGAGAUUGAGGAGUUGCCUGGUUUCAAGUUUCAAAAAGACUUCCUUAAGCCAUUCGAGCAUGUGAUGGCCAACUCCAGCAACGUGACUGUCAAGGACAUGGCUCUCCGCUGUCUGAUCCAGAUGAUUCAAGCACGAGGCGAAAAUAUCCGCUCCGGAUGGAGGACAAUGUUUGGCGUGUUUACGGUCGCUGCGAGAGACCCUCACGAGACGAUCGUCACCCUAGCUUACGAGAACGUGACCUUGGUGUACCGGACACGUUUCGGUGUAGUCAUCUCACAAGGCGCCUUCACGGACCUGAUCGUCUGCCUGACCGAAUUUUCCAAGAACAUCAACUUCCAGAAGAAGAGUCUACAGGCUAUGGAGACACUCAAAUCAAUCAUACCUCGCAUGCUCAAGACGCCUGAAUGCCCUCUAUCACAAAAGCAUCAUUUGACACCAUCUUCAGAUGGCACCAACUUGAAAUCGCCGGAUGCCCUGUCGAGACAACAGAGUGGGACAUCGGUCGAGGAGGGAUUUUGGUUCCCGAUUUUGUUUGCCUUCCACGAUGUGUUGAUGACGGGUGAGGAUCUCGAGGUCCGGUCCAACGCACUAAACUACUUCUUUGAGGCCUUGCUGAAGUACGGUGGUGACUUCCCACCCGAUUUCUGGGACAUUUUAUGGAGGCAGCAACUUUACCCCAUUUUCAUGGUGUUACGAUCGCGGCCAGAAAUGUCCAAUGCCCUCAACCAUGAGGAGUUGUCUGUUUGGCUCUCCACGACCAUGAUCCAAGCCCUGCGCAACAUGAUCAUUCUCUUCACACACUACUUCAACGCACUCGAGUAUAUGCUCGAUCGUUUCCUUGAGUUACUUGCUCUAUGCAUAUGCCAGGAAAAUGACACGAUCGCAAGGAUAGGUAGUAAUUGCUUGCAACAGCUCAUCCUCCAGAACGUUACCAAAUUCAACGCUGGGCACUGGUCCAAGAUUGUUGGCGCAUUCUGUGAGCUGUUUGAGAGGACCACAGCCUAUCAGCUAUUCUCAGCCACGACGAUCAACGCUCCGGCUUCUCUCUCGCCAACAUCGAACGGCCUGGGAUUCGAUAUCCCGCUGAGCCCCACAAGUGAGACACCGGCCGAUGAGAGAUCGCUGAAGAUCAACGGGACAAAGAAGAACGGUCUCCCGUCGGAGUUUGGCUCUGGCUCCGAGACAACACUCAAUUCCGGUGACGAAGACAACCUCGAUACGCCAACCGCUACCUCGGCCACGACGCCGUUGGAAGAUUACAAACCUUCUUCGUCUUUGCAACAGCAGCCGGUGGUAGUAACUGCCGCUCGCCGUCGCUUCUUCAACCGCAUCAUCUCACGAUGCGUGCUGCAGCUUUUGAUGAUUGAGACAGUCAACGAGCUCUUCUCUAAUGACACGGUUUAUUCCCAGAUACCAUCUGCGGAAUUGCUGCGUCUGAUGGCUUUGCUGAAGAAGUCGUUCUUGUUUGCACGACGAUUCAAUAACGACAAGGAACUUCGCAUGCGGCUUUGGCGUGAAGGGUUUAUGAAACAACCCCCGAAUCUCCUUAAGCAAGAGAGCGGUUCAGCUGCCACAUACAUCCAAAUCCUGUUCCGUAUGUUUGCCGACACAUCGCCAUCACGCGCUGAGAGCCGGCCUGAAGUGGAGAAGGCUCUUGUGCCUCUUUGCAAGGAUGUCAUAAAGGGGUACCUUGCACUCGAGGAGGAGUCGCAACAACGCAACAUCGUGGCCUGGCGACCAGUGGUGGUCGAUGUACUCGAGGGAUACUCGACAUGGCCGGAUAAGGAGUUCGAGGAGCAUCUUAGAGCUUUCUACCCACUUGUCGUCGAGCUGCUUGGCAAGGAGGUCAGCGCAGAUCUACGCGGUGCGCUGCUGGCGGUACUGCGCAGAGUUGGUGAGGUGGCACUCGGCAUCGAUGGCCUAAUGGGCGGACGUAGAGAGAGCAUUGUUAAUGUCAGCACCGUCGUCGCCGAAGCACCAGCCGAGGAAGAAGGGGAGGUUAGUACGAGGAGCAUGAGAGGCUGA